This is a messenger RNA of Paramecium pentaurelia, 1176 nucleotides long. The record is from the annotation of a GenBank genome assembly. NCBI's taxonomy places the organism in Eukaryota, Ciliophora, Oligohymenophorea, Peniculida, Parameciidae.
UAAUGAAAGGAGGUAAAUAAUAAAAGAACAAAUCAAUCUGGGAUUAAGUCAAAAACGAGGAAAGAGACUUCUAUUAUAACUUUUUGGCUAAAAAAUACAGGAAUCUCUAAAAGAAACUCAAAGACAUUGCAGACCUUGAAGAAUUACAAAAAACAAAAGAAUUGAAACAAGAAUAGAUCUAAAAGAUUUAAAAUAAAGAAGAAAAUAAUGAAAGAAUAAAAGAAUUAGAAGGUCAACUCUCGAAUUGGCUUAAUGCUAAGAAAGAAGCCGAAUAAUAAGGAUCUAUUAUCACUCUUGAAGCAUACAUUAUUAUUCUUCAACAUCUCUCCUAAGAUCCAUAAUUAGUUGCUCUUUUAACUUAAGACCAUGAAUCAACACAUGAAUUAGCUAAAAAAUUGUAAUCAAAAAUAGUUGGAUAAUCAGCCAAAACAGAUCAACCAUGGAAAGGAUUGAAAGUAUUUAUAUUAUAAAUAAAUAUAGUUUGAAAUUCAACCUUAACAAUAAGAACAAGAACCUAACCAAACUUAAUAAGUAAAUGAAACAGAACCUAUUUAAUAAUAAAUUCAAUAAGUAAUUUAACAAUAAGAAUAACAUGUCUAAUCUAAAUAAACACCUUUAGAGGAAGUCUAAAUUUAAUCAAAACCAGUUGAAUAAAUUUAAGUAUAAGAAACAUAAGAAAAUUAAUAAUUCAGUGAAUAAUAACCAUAAAAUGAACAAAACUUAGAAAAUAAUUAAAAUGUAGUCGAAUAACCCAAAUAAGAUUAAUAACCUUAAACAAGAGAGGGCUAAAGACAUCAUUACCAUCAUGAUGAUAGAAGAAAUUAUAAAAAAAAUUACAAUAAUAAUAAUAAUUAUGAUAGAAGAAACAACUAUGAUAGACCAUACAGAGGAAAUAAAUAACAUUAUCAUAAUAGAGACAGAAAUUAUCAAUAAGAAUAAUUAUGGGAAGAAAAAGUAGACAAACAGACACCUUUAAAUUAAGAGGAAUAAUAAUAAGAAGAAGAAGAUUACAUUACAGUUAGAAGCAAGUAUCAUUUACUUUUAUUUCAUCUAGAAAACCUUAAAAACCAUAGAGAGGAGGAUAAAGAAAUUAUGACAAUAGAAACAAUAAUAGAAAUUAUGAUAAUAAUCCAUAAAGAAGAUAGAAAAACAAUGAGGAAGUUGAUUAAUGAGAGU